AUGUGCACCGCUGUAAUUGCAACGCCUUCCAGGGGAUGUCCGGGCCGCACUCAACAGGGUUCUGAGGUCAACAGUCAACAGUCAACAGUCAACAGGGCUGCACUAUUUGUGUUCAAAGCCAACAAGAACCACUUUACAUACAAAAAUACAAAUCUAGCAGAAGCCACGUUCUUGAAGACGCACGCAAUCAGCACCAUGUAUCGGUUUCCAGCUAGACCUGCGCUUGCCAAAUCUCUGAACCGGGUGCUUCUCGGAUCCAACAUCCAAACACGACAGCUAUCUAUUCAUGAAUACAUGUCGAUGGGCUUGUUGAACGAGUACGGAAUACCUACACCCAUUAGCAAAGCGGCCAAAACACCGGAAGAGGCACACAAGAUUGCCGAGAGCUUUGGUCAGUGUCACUGA
This is a messenger RNA of Medioppia subpectinata, 405 nucleotides long. Lineage: Eukaryota; Metazoa; Arthropoda; Arachnida; Sarcoptiformes; Oppiidae. The record is from the annotation of a GenBank genome assembly.